CAAUCUCUCACCUACUUUAUCAUUAAGAAUUCGCCAUUUUUCCCCCUCACAUUUUUAAGAAAAAUCUGAGAUCUCUGAAAUUUCCCCAUCCCCAUCCUCUUCCUCGAUACCUCCGCCACCAAACCCCGAUCUAUAAAACUCUCCCACCCUUCCUUCAAUGCGCUCCUCCGCGAUCUCCGAUGGCAUCCAACGGUGCUGCAACAACACUAACCGGCAAUCUCCGGCAUAGAAUAGAUAGCCGCAACGGAAACGGUAUAGGAAACGGAAACGGAAAGGACGGAGGGAAGAUGACGAACAAGGAUUUCCACAGCGGCGAUGGCGGCGGACACUAUUAUAAAGGGUUCCGGAAGGCGUCGUGUAUGAGAUGGACGGUGGAAGAUGUGGCACACGUGGCGAGGUAUCACUGGAUACCGUGCGUUUUCGCUAUGGGUCUGUUGUUCUUUAUGGGCGUGGAGUACACUCUCCGGAUGGUUCCGCCGGCUUCUCCACCGUUCGAUUUGGGGUUUGCGCUCACGCGCCCGGUGCAUCGCGUGUUGUCCUCGUGGCCAGAGCUGAAUACGCUGCUAGCGGCUCUGAACACGGUGUUUGUGGGAAUGCAAACAACAUAUAUAUUAUGGAGUUGGCUAAUCGAAGGCCGACCAAGGGCCACCAUUUCGGCCUUGUUCAUGUUCACUUGCCGUGGCAUUCUCGGCUAUUCCACCCAACUUCCACUCCCUCAGGGAUUUCUCGGGUCGGAGAUGGAUUUUCCAGUGGGAAACGUAUCGUUCUUCUUGUUCUUCUCCGGUCACGUGGCGGGAUCGGUGAUAGCAUCGCUCGACAUGCGGCGGAUGCGACGGUGGGGGAUGGCUUGGAUGUUCGACUUCCUCAACCUCCUCCAAGCGAUUAGAUUGUUGGGUACUCGAGGUCACUAUACGAUUGACUUGGCGGUGGGCGUGGGAGCCGGGAUUCUUUUCGACUCGCUUGCGGGGCAUUAUUAUGAAGCCAGCCAGAGGAAGAACAUUGAGGACACUAAGUUAGCUAAAACCUUUGCAUAAUUGGUUGUGUUCACCCCAAACCACAGAUUAUUAGGAGAGAAGACCCGAUUGGAGGACAAUUUUAAUUAGUAUGUUGGACUUUAUUUUUAUCUACAAUUCAUGGUUAAUGCUUUUUAUUUUAUUAA
This is a messenger RNA of Cucurbita moschata (crookneck pumpkin), 1159 nucleotides long. RefSeq names its product phosphatidylcholine:diacylglycerol cholinephosphotransferase 1-like. NCBI's taxonomy places the organism in Eukaryota, Viridiplantae, Streptophyta, Magnoliopsida, Cucurbitales, Cucurbitaceae. The transcript is spliced from 3 exons. The coding region runs from base 180 to 1034 and encodes 284 amino acids. The record is from RefSeq and is a predicted model, not a curated record. Gene Ontology annotation, molecular function: diacylglycerol cholinephosphotransferase activity.